This is a messenger RNA of Botrytis byssoidea, 1128 nucleotides long. RefSeq lists its product as uncharacterized. The record is from RefSeq and is a predicted model, not a curated record. The transcript has a single exon. The coding region runs from base 1 to 1128 and encodes 375 amino acids. Lineage: Eukaryota; Fungi; Ascomycota; Leotiomycetes; Helotiales; Sclerotiniaceae.
AUGACAAACCGAAGAAACCCCAUUAAACGUUUACGACGAGCAGGACCAAGUGUUCAACACCCUCUACCAGAUGUUAUAUCUAAUGCGACACCAGCCCUUGAAGCUUCUACAAAUUUGAUGCAAGCAACUCCUAGUUCGACACAGAAUGUUGGAUACAAUAGUUUACCAAAUGCCACUGAGCAAAUGUUGAGCGCUAAUCUCCCGGCCCAAUCUUCAUCAAUUCCGCCAUAUGGCCACGUCUUAGCCCCCGUCUCCUCUCGACGAGUAGUGCUAGAUAAAUGCACAUCUUUCAGAACCCUUCCAAGAGAGGCCCAGCUCAUGAUUUGGGAAAAAGCCGUCGAUCUAAGUCCGCGGAAUGUUCCAGUUGGAAUUAUGCCACAAUUAGGCCCAGGAGGAUUCAAGUUUCGAACCGAUAUUCCAAUUCCAGAGGGCUUCAUGGCGUGUAAAGAUUAUUACGAGGCGGCCAGAAAACGCUACUGUCUAUUGGAUAACCGCCUGAAGGCUAACGACAUGUUCACGGUGCAACAUCUUUCACCUAACUUCUGGUUCGAUCCCGCGAUCGAUAGAUUUUGUCCCGUUCAGGAGUGGAACACUCACAACUUUAAAGUUGGUCUCAAACUUUUCUUCCAAAUCCUUCAAGUUUCGAGGAUUGCAAUUAAUGAUUACGCGACCGAUGAUGCACACCAUAAUGGCGAGACAUGGCAGAAAUUUUUCCAUAAGGAAGGAAUCUCAAAUUGGAGCCCAUAUGUCAAGGAUAUAUUUUACUACAUCACAUAUCAACGUUUGAAUACAGAUGUAGAACUCUCCUUCGUACCUAACGAUGGAACUUCAGACGAGCAAUGGGGAUUCCAUUUCCACAGAUCCCAUCAAUUACACAAGCAUUGGGACCAGAUACUCGAUGCUAAAAGAGGAUACAGAAGGCUGGCCCGACUUCAGGCAGACCAGAAGUGGCAAGAUAAAUCGAUAGAAAGAGAGGGUAAAGCAAGAGUCAAGCUCACUGAUGUUCCUCAAUGGCUUUUUGAUGUUGAGAGCGAUUGGUCAGUUGCACAACCCAGAUUGAUGAUCGAGACACGUGCCUCUGAAACUCGCUUUCUCUCAGUUCUCAGCAUGCCUAUGCCACAAUGGUAA